AUGACUUCGUCUCCAGCGGUGCCGCCAGUGCCCGCAUCCACGACGGCCAAGAGGAAACGUCGCGACGAUGACGACGACGACGACGACGACGACGCGCACGCUCGCCAGGACGUACUAUCACCCCCGCCGCCACGACCUCUCCGUCCUCGAACCACUACUAUCGCCCUCCACACCGCUGCUCCGCGAUCUCCACCGGCCAGCGCUGCCUCCUCCUCUCCCCCUCUCGCUGCCUCCUCGGCCACAUCCCAAUUCUCCUUUAUCACGCCACGACCACCGCCUGUGGGAGACGGCAGCGUCGUUGGCCCGGAAGCCGACGGCGCGUCGCCAUACCACCUCCCGCUCGUCCAGACCGCCGGUCUUGCCAUUGCGCCAUUUGUGGCUGGGCGUGCCGCCCUCGACCCGCACGAUGGUGGCGGGAGCAGUCCGCGCACGCAUGUGGCCAACCGGUUCAGCAGCCUGGCCAUUGCUGGGGGCACAACGAGCCAGGUCGAGGCCAGGCUUGGCACCGACGCCAGAGCGGAAGCCGCUGGCGACGCUGGCGACGCUGUCGACAAACAGCCGCUCCACAAACGCAUGAGGCGGGAUGGCGGCAGCGAGGAUGCCAAACCUCCUGCCGGUGACACCAACCGCGUCAUCACCGACCCCUUGCGCGCCUCUCUCACCUGGCAGGACGACGAGAUUACUGUGUACGACCCCAACGACGCCGACGACGACGGCACCGGCGUCAACGGAAUCGGGUUCAAGCCGACGCCCGCCAUGGCCCACGCCCGCGCCCUCAAACGCCGCCAGCAGCUUGCCGCCUACCGCAGGCGGGAAGAGCGCGAGGCGCGGGCGCGCCGCAGCUGGCUGCGGACGAGGGCCAACCGGGCCUCACAGGCCAGCCAGGGCAGCCAGGGCAGCCCGGCACAACUUGAUGAUAUCGGGUCGGGGUCCUCCUCACAGUCGUCCCUCCCGUCCCUCGACGACGUGGCCUCGGUAUCGGCCGUGGCCUCUCCGCACACGCCCCGAGCGCACACGACGGCCGUGACGACGGCGGCUCUUUCGCCGCCCCCGUCCUCUUCCCCCGCCGCCUCCCCCUCGGUCCGUCGCGUGCGCUUCCUCGAGACCGGCCCGGUCACCAUCCGGUUCAAGGAGCCGGAUGCCGUGCCGAGUCCGACGUCGAUCAUGUCGUCGUGA
Sporothrix brasiliensis 5110 is the source of this 1176-nucleotide messenger RNA. RefSeq lists its product as uncharacterized. The transcript has a single exon. Lineage: Eukaryota; Fungi; Ascomycota; Sordariomycetes; Ophiostomatales; Ophiostomataceae. The record is from RefSeq and is a predicted model, not a curated record. The coding region runs from base 1 to 1176 and encodes 391 amino acids.